This is a messenger RNA of Misgurnus anguillicaudatus (oriental weatherfish), 2992 nucleotides long. RefSeq names its product zinc finger protein 750 (gene znf750). Gene Ontology annotation, biological process: positive regulation of transcription by RNA polymerase II; epidermis development. The record is from RefSeq and is a predicted model, not a curated record. Lineage: Eukaryota; Metazoa; Chordata; Actinopteri; Cypriniformes; Cobitidae. Gene Ontology annotation, cellular component: nucleus. Gene Ontology annotation, molecular function: DNA-binding transcription activator activity, RNA polymerase II-specific; promoter-specific chromatin binding; RNA polymerase II cis-regulatory region sequence-specific DNA binding.
AUCAAGUGUAGCUGUAGUACACAUUUGGCUUCAUGCAAAUCUCCCUGGUUUGUCUUCAGUAUCUCCACACCCCUCUGACAAACCUCCUCAAACCUGCUUUACACCUAACUAUACCACUCCUGGGCUAAUUCAACCAUUUAACAAACAAAAAAAGCCAUAAACAGAACUGUCUGCUUCUAGUCCAUGUGGCUUUUCUUUAGCAGGUGAGACGGGAGGCAAACUAGCAACGUAUCGUGGCUCGGGGCUUCCCUAAUAUCAGGCGCAUUGAUGCUGCCUCAGGGCUCUACUGCUUGGGCAUAGACUCCACCCCAGAGAGAGUCACCACCUCAGACAAAAAGAGAUAUACUCAUCAGACUUAUCAGAAACCAGUCAGACAGAACACCUAACCGUGUGGACGCCCGCGUUCAGAGAAAACCACAUCGGCCAGAGUGUCCCACUCAGGGACAGCCAUACUUUCAAGGAGGUCACCUGUGGACAUACAUCAAACGACAAACAUCCAGCAUCCAGAACGUCGAAUCGGACGACAGGACUGACAAUUAACGCUAAACUGGAUUCAGAAAACGGCGCCAGGAUGGACACUCUCCAGGGGAGAAAACCAAAGAAACCCCAUUACAUUCCUCGACCACCUGGCAAACCUUUCAAAUACCAGUGCUUCCAAUGUCCGUUCACCUGCAACAUCAAAUCUCAUCUCUUCAACCACAUGAAAUACAACUUGUGUAAGAACUCCAUCUCAUUGGUGUCUCAACGUAUGGAGCAGACAGGAAAAACGCCUAGAGCUUCCCAGCGUAAUAUUUCAUUCAGCCAAAACACUAAAGAACGGCCACUAGAGGAUGAAGCCGACAAAUAUCUGGAGAAGACCAACGCCAACAACAAUGAUCAAGCAGAAAUGGGUAAAGAAACAAAAGACAAGCCUGAAAGCCCUACAAAAGAAGUCACUAAGGCUGUUCUUGAACCAGUUAGUGAGACCAGAGACAAACGUUCAGCAGUGGACAUUCAACAGAACAAACUAUCUUCAGCUUUCUCACCGGUUACACGAAUGUGUGAAAGCGAAGCUCCACCACUGCCUCUGCAAAAGGAUGAUCAAUCCGCAUCAUCCAUUUCUCAGUUCUACCACCAAAUGCCAUCCUGGGUUCCACCCGCUACCGCAACACCCCUUCUUCCUUUAAUGCCGGACUAUUCUCCCUAUAUGGUAACCGAGCGCCCCCUGCAUUCCCUCUAUGCACCCUACUCCCUAAACCAACCAAGCACUACAGCUUACCAACUUACAUCUCGAGAGACCCAAAGACCCCUGGUUCCAUCACCUCUGGUCCCACCCAGUGCAUCCCUUCUCCACUCAUAUCACUACAGAUAUGGCCAUCCUAUUACUCCCGGCCCACCGCUACCCCUCAGCCUCUAUCAACACCCUGAACUACCCAUGUCCCUACAGAGGUCCAGGUAUUUGCCUUUGGAUGUGUAUAGCCACAGGUUCUAUCCCCGAGAGUAUGGAGGGCACCUGGUCCCCCAAUCUCAUUCUGACUCUUACAGUAGGAUUGAGGACAGAGUUAUCCAGGAGCACAGUGGAGACAAGGGUACUCGCCAAAGUCCUUUAGCAGGCUGUGCUGCCUCUGGGUCUCCAGACAGGCCCAGUGCUGCAGGUGUCACCCAGCGUGUCCCUGUUACACUCAGGCACACCUCCCAUGGGCAGACACUUUCAAUCGGGCAAUCACAGAAUGUAAUGCAAGGUCCAGCACCAAUGACAGCAACCACCAACUUACCCCAGAAAUCAUGUGGACAACCUCAAGAGAAUACACUACCGAAUAUUGAGAGAAAUGAAUUGCAAACCACAAUUUCAGCAAGCAGCUACAAUUCGUCAGACAAGGAGGAGGACGAAAUGGAGGAGGAGGAGCCAAGACCCCUUAACUUGUCAAAGAAAGAUCAGCCCGCAUCUAGAAACAUAAUAAACCAUUAUCCUGACCAAAAUCUCCAUUCUGAUUCAGAAAGUGGACAAGAGGAGGCACCACUCAACCUAUGCCUAAGGGUACCGACCAAGAACCUUCGCAAUACCACAAGCCUUGAAACUCCAGGAAAAGAAACCGUCCAAAAUUCUGAGGUAUCCAUAGAACAAGAUCUAGACUCUUGUGACCAGAGGCACUCAGCAGCAUUUGCUCUGUGUCAACUUGCAAGCUCAAGGGACAUUAUCAAAGAAUCCCCUGUUGGCCAACAAGAGACAACCAAGGACCAAAACAGCCGAUGCACUCCUUCCCCAGAUAACCAUCCAGCCAAGGACACUCCAGACAUGGCCAAAGAAAGCACUCGAGCACUAUCACAAAAACGAGCAAAAAGCAGACCUCUGAGACACACUACCAAGAGAGCAAGGGUAAAAGAACCAGUCAGAACCCAAAGAAAAAGGUCGCAAAACUGUUAAUUUUGAAGUGUGAACACCUCCAAUUCAUAAAGCUGACAAAGAGCUUUGAAUGAAAGAUCGGUAGUAGAAACUUUACAGGAUGACGAGAUAAACCACACUGUAUACAUCAAUUACUACUGUACAGUAUUUUUAUCUGUAAAACUUAUUGAGUGUUUAAUGUAAAUAUUUUCUAUUAUAAGUAUUCUGCACUGACUUGACUUUACAGAUUAUACACUUUGUUCGCUUUGACAGACUUCGAAAAUCAUGCAACUGAGCAUUUAAAGGAACUUGGUGGUGGCAUUUUAAAUAAAGAAGCUUGUCAAACCAGGUAUUUGAAUAGUGUUUGCAUAAAGUGUAUCUGAUGUUUGCUUAUGCGUGUUUGAAACUGUGCAUGGUAUAACAUUAUACAAUAUUAUAACUGGUAAUACUAAUGUCAGUAGUAAAAGGAUGGCAAAAGAUGUCUGAGAUUAAGAAAAAUCAACACAUUUGGAAUUAUCUAUGUACUUUACAAAAAAAGUUCACCUUUAGUGUUUGAACUCCUAUGAAUUUGCUUCACAUGCCUAACAACAAAAUAAUUUUUUUACGAUAUCUUUCUGUCCAUACAAUGGA